GAAGAAAAAAACUUUGAAAUGUGGCAAUGCUUGGGCAAAUGCAAAUUAAACAUCUUUGAAGAGAGCAGUUGAACAGAAAGUAAAGCAAAAAACCCUGGCUUGAGUUUCAGAGCAAAAAACAAAAACAUGUCCCUCCUCCGCCAUGUUUGCACAACCUCAAAGCUCUCAGCAGCAGCAGCAGCAGCAGCAUCAGCAGCAUCAACAGCAACGAUGGCGAUCCCUUGGAAGUACAAGAAGUUCGCCAUAUCACAGGGUCAGAAGUCCCUCACCGACUACCUCCACGCCACGCGCAGCAUCCCUUACGCCUACGCCAACCAAAUCGCCAAGAACUCCCUCACUUCCCUCACCACCCUCAUCACCACUCUCGGCACUUCUUCCUUCUCCCCUCUCCACUUCCCCCACAACCUCAACAAGUUCCUCAUGUACCACCCCAUCAACGAAUUCGAGUUCUUCUUCGAGAGCAUUGGCAUUCACCCCUCCAACUUCCAUUCUCUUUUGCCCCAAGACAAGUUCUUUUUCUCCCAAGAUGAUACCCUUUUGAGUGCUGCUUGUGUUCUUUACGAGUUUGGGUUUCCCUGGGAUAGGCUUGGGGUUUUGUAUGUGGAGAGUGGCUGUUUUCUCAAUUGGGGUGCUUCUGAGUUGAAGGAUAGGGUUUGUGGGUUCAAAAGGUAUGGUCUUUGCAAUGAGCAGGUUGUUGGGGUGUGUAUGGCUUUUCCCUUUGUGUUUGAUGGCCAAAAGGGUGAUGAUGAGGUUGAGGCUUUGUUUCGUGAUCUGGGGUUGCUGUUUGGGGAGUUUGGUUUGGCUGAGUGUGUUGAGGGGAAGGGGAACUAUAGUGUCGAUGAUUGGAUUCGGGUGUGUAGGAAGAUAAGGUUGUUUUAUGAUUUGAAUGGUGGGAAGAGCUUAGUGGAGCUCAUUGGAAGGAACAAUGGUGGUGGUGUUGGUGUCAUUGUGGAGCAUGGGGAAGAGGAGUUGGUUCAAGCAGCUGAGUAUUUUUGUAGGUUUGGUGCGAAGAAGGAGGAUGUGGCACGAUUGAUUGUAGACGGACCGGAGUUGUUGGAGCUUGAUUUGGAGGCAUGGGUGGUUGAUGUGGUGAAGCUGUUGAAGUACUUUGGAAUGAGAUCGGAUGAUGUCGAGGAUGUUAGGAGGGAUUAUGCUCAUGUAUUGGGGACAGUUAAGAUGGGUAAUCUGCCCAAUGUGAUGAGAGCGUUAGGUUUACGUGAGUGGUUCUUUGAUAAGAUCAACGAUGGGAAUCAUCAAUUGUUAGUUAGUUUUGUCACGAGCUGUCCCGGUGAAUUCCAAGAUGAAGGCUAUCUAGGUCGUUUGAAGGCGAUUCAGGCAUCAAGAACCCCAACUCACAACAUUAGCAAGUUGAAUUUCUUGCACGCCAUUGGCUUUGGCGAAAAUGCUUUGACCAUGAAUGUGUAUGCUCAGAUGCAUGGAACAAGUGGCAAAUUACAAAAGAGAUUUAAUUGCCUUCUACGUCUUGGGAUUGAAUUUUCGAAGAUCUGUAAGAUGAUCACAAUUCAUCCUAAGAUUCUUAGCCAAAACCCUCAAAAUUUAGAGCAAAAGGUUAAUUUCUUUUGUCAGGAAAUGGGAUAUUCACUGGAGCAUUUGAUCACUUUUCCAGCAUUCUUGUGCUUUGACUUAGAGAACCGCAUUAAGCCUAGGUACAGGUUCCAUAUGUGGAUUAUGGAAAAGGGUCUGUCUUCCAAAAAUUAUUCCAUUACAAGCAUGGUUGCAACAAGCGACAAGAAUUUUGUUGCUCGCGCUCUUAAAAUUCACCCAGCUGCUCUAAAACAUUGGUUUGAGCAAUUCUAUCUAAGAAAUUUGCCAGUGCGAUGACAAUGAUUUUUUUACAAUUGUGGUUGUCUAUGAAACUCGAGCAAUUAUUCCAAUUGAAUUUGCACAGAUUCUUAAACUUGGUUACUUCCUAUAUUUUGGUUUGGAGUUGAAGACAAACCUUUUGGAUGUUGUUGGAGAAGUUGUGAGAGAGGUGUAUAUGCUUUGCAGUGAUAGUGAGACAUCAAGAAUGGCCUGCGAAUUUCUUAUUAUGCUUUACUUCAUUUCCUAUGACCUGAUCUCAGUUCUGAUUCAGAGAGAAACAAACCACAAAUUCUGCGAACCAUUAGUUGUGCUUCUUCAAAGUGAUUAUAUCAUAGUGAAGGCAAGGAACUGAGAACAAAUCCAUUCCUCUCUAGGUAGGAUGAGGGUUAGGGAAAGGGAAAGGAAGGUCUAGAAGGUUACUUUCUAUUAUAUGUAACACCUAUUAAUGGACCCCAAGGUGAAGAAUCAAUGAUAUGAAGCCUUUUUAUACAA
Messenger RNA from Glycine soja, 2316 nucleotides. Its product is annotated as transcription termination factor MTEF18, mitochondrial-like. The transcript has 2 exons. Gene Ontology annotation, biological process: chloroplast organization; regulation of DNA-templated transcription. Bases 127 to 1842 code for a protein of 571 amino acids. NCBI's taxonomy places the organism in Eukaryota, Viridiplantae, Streptophyta, Magnoliopsida, Fabales, Fabaceae. Gene Ontology annotation, cellular component: chloroplast. Gene Ontology annotation, molecular function: double-stranded DNA binding. The record is from RefSeq and is a predicted model, not a curated record.